ACGGCGGGGGAGAGAGAGGGAGAGAUUUAGAGAGAGAGAGAACGAGUUAGAGGGGGAGAGAGAGAGGGUUUGUGAGAAAGGAGAAAGUUUCAGGACGGAAGUUUCGGGUUGAAGAGGAAGGAGAAGUUUCUGCCGCUGGUCUGAGAGUGAGUUAGAGUGAGAGUUUGGAGCUGAGAGGGAGAGUAUGGAGCUGCUGCUGCUGCUGCUGAAUGAUGGUGCUGCUGAUUCGGAUCUGUGACUCCGCGGUUUCUGCUCUGGGUAAAGUCUGAGAGAGUUUAGAAGUUUAUAAGAUGGGUCUGCCCACUCUGGAGUUCAGCGACGCGUUCCUGGACAGCCCGGACUUCAGAGAGAGACUGAAGUACCAUGAGAUAGAACUGGACCGAACCAACAAGUUCAUCAAGGACCUGAUUAAAGACGGGAACUCUCUGAUAGGAGCUCUGAACAACCUCUCUGUGGCCGUUCAGAAGUUCUCCCUGUCUCUGCAGGAGUUCCAGUUUGAGUGUAUCGGUGAUGCCGAGACGGAUGAUGAGGUGAACAUCGCACAGUCCUUCAAGGAGUUCGCCCAGCUGCUGAACACCGUUGAGGAGGAGAGGCGGCGUCUGAUCCAGAAUGCUGAUGACGUGCUCAUAACUCCCCUGGAGAAGUUCCGCAAAGAGCAGAUCGGAGCCGCCAAAGAGGGAAAAAAGAAGUUUGAUAAGGAGACGGAGAAGUAUUACUCCACCCUGGAGAAGCACCUCAACCUCUCGUCCAAGAAGAAGGAUGCUCUGCUGCAGGAGGCUGAUACUCAGAUUGAUAAAGAGAGGCAGCUGUUCUAUGACGCUUCGCUGGAGUACGUCUUCAAAAUCCAGGAGGUUCAGGAGAAGAAGAAAUUUGAGUUUGUUGAGCCGCUCCUGGCCUUUUUGCAGGGCCUAUUCAAUUUCUACCAUGAGGGAUAUGAACUGGCCCAUGAGUUUGAGCCCUACAAACAGCAGCUCCAGUUCAACCUACAGAAUACGAGGAACAACUUUCUGAGCACUAAGCAGGAGGUGGAGAAGCUGAUGAAGAGAGUGAGAUCAGCAGAUCAGGACCAGAAACCCCCCGGUCGCUUUACCAUGGAGGGAUACCUGUACGUCCAGGAGAAACGACCUCUGGGCUGCACAUGGACUCGACAUUACUGCACCUAUGAGAAGGAGGACAAGAGCUUUACCAUGACCAACACUGAAGCCAAGGCCACAGCUAAACAGAACGGAGUGGUGCUGAACCCGACAGAGACGUUUAAGCUGAAGUCCUGUAUCCGGAGGAAAACCGACUCCAUUGAUAAACGAUUCUGUUUUGAUAUCGAGGUGGUGGAGAGAAAUGCAGUCUAUCGUGGAACUCUUUUCAGACCGCUGCAAUUUUUCUGUAAAGUCCGGCAUGGAAUCGUAACCCUGCAGGCCCUGUCUGAGUCUAACCGGAGGCUCUGGCUGGAGGCGAUGGACGGCAAAGAGCCGAUCUACAACCUCCCGGCCAUCCUGAGCAAGAAGGAGGAGACCCAUCUGAACGAGGCCGGAUUUAACUUUGUGAAGAAGUGCAUACGCAUGGUGGAGAUGAGGGGGAUCAGUACUAUGGGGCUGUACCGGAUAGGAGGGGUCAACUCUAAAGUUCAGAAGCUGAUGACCACCGUCUUCUCACCUAAAGCCCCAGCAGACAUGGACCUCGAUCCUGAUAUGUGGGACAAUAAGACCAUCACCAGUGGACUGAAGAAUUACCUCAGGUGUCUCUCUGAGCCUAUCAUGACCUACAAGCUUCAUGAAGACUUCAUCAUGGCUGCCAAAUCAGAUGACCAGAACUUCAGAGUGUGUGCUGUGCAUGCCCUGGUGCACAAACUGCCGGACAGGAAUAAGGAGAUGCUGGAGCUUCUGAUAAAGCACCUCCUCACUGUGUCCACCCACAGUAAAAGCAACAUGAUGACUGUGUCUAACCUCGGGGUGAUCUUCGGGCCCACGCUUAUGCGCUCUCAAGAGGAGACGGUGGCCGCCAUGAUGAACAUCAAGUUCCAGAACAUAGUGGUGGAGAUUCUGAUCGAGAACUUUGAAAAGAUUUUCCAUCAGGCGCCGGACCCUAACGUGGCUCUGCCUCAGGCCCAGUCCCGGCCAGAGUCACGCAGAAACAGGGCCAUCUGCCUCACCACCGGACCCCGCAAACCCAAGAGCCCGUACACCCCCACACUGUGUCUAGCUGAUGCUGAAAGCGAUACGUUCAGCAGCAGUUCGGGUAGUACCCCAAUGGGCAGUAUGGAAUCCCUCUCAUCCCAUUCCUCCGAGCAGAACAGCUCCUCCAAGACCAGCUCCUCCCACCAGCUCAGGGACAAGCCCGCUCUGUCUGUCAUGCGGCGCUGCCCCUCUUCCCUCUCGUCCAACGGGCCGGAGGGCCCGGCCUGCGCCGGCCUCAGCAGCCACGACUCCAGCUCCAGAGAAGACACGACCCGGACCGACUCGGAGGAUUCCCGCAGCCUCGGCUCCGUCCCAGCAACCUCCAGAACCUCCAGAUCUUCCCUAGCCCCUAAAAAAGCCCCCCACUCCUCAGCCAUCGCACUGAGACCAUCCCAGCUGAGCUACACACCUGCAGUAUCCCAAAGAUCACUGCACAACCUGGAAGCUCGGCGCAGCUGUGUGGGAUCUGUACAGAGCCUGCUGGCAGUGGAGCAGAGAGACAGCUCCAGAACCUCCAGACCCGACCUGCCGCCCAAAGUGCUGCUGAGACACCGGCCCGAUUCCAGCAACGGCUAUCAGAGACCCGGCUCAGUAGUGGCAGCCAGAGCAAUGAUGUUCGAAAACGCCUCAUCUGCUGCCUCGCCUGCUCCAGUAGGACGAGACGCCAAGGCGAUGUACUCCUGCGAAGCCGAGCACAGCAAUGAACUGAGCUUCCCCCAGGGGGCGCACCUCACAAACGUGUAUCCUUCUGUGGAGCCGGGCUGGCUCCAGGCCACGUACGAGGGUAGGACGGGACUGGUGCCGGAAAAUUACGUCGCCUACCUCUGACCCCGCCCCCGAAGACGCUGCCACGCAUUUCAUGGUAUCCAUGUUAAAGUAGAUGCAGCAUGUUAAAAAAUAGUCACACGGUGGUUUAGGAGCAUGGUAGUGGUCCAUCAGCAACACAUAAAAAAUAAAAUAGAAAAAUUGGUCAUGGAAUGGUCAUAAUGAUUACAAGAGCAGUCAUGAGUGAUAUGUAAUAUGCAGUAUGUACAGUAUUAUGUUAUAUGUAAAAUGUAUGCAGUCUCAAUUAAGAAGCCAGCUCUAAUUCUGCAGUCCAAAGCCUUGAAACAAGCUGUUAUCUGCUGUUAUCUGUAGUGCCAUAUAUAUAUAUACAGCUCUGAAAAAAAAAAAGAA
Messenger RNA from Astyanax mexicanus (Mexican tetra), 3347 nucleotides. RefSeq names its product rho GTPase-activating protein 42 (gene arhgap42b). Gene Ontology annotation, molecular function: GTPase activator activity; protein binding. Lineage: Eukaryota; Metazoa; Chordata; Actinopteri; Characiformes; Acestrorhamphidae. The record is from RefSeq and is a predicted model, not a curated record. The coding region runs from base 291 to 2999 and encodes 902 amino acids. Gene Ontology annotation, biological process: signal transduction. The transcript is spliced from 25 exons. Gene Ontology annotation, cellular component: cytoplasm.